Daktulosphaira vitifoliae (grape phylloxera) is the source of this 805-nucleotide messenger RNA. RefSeq names its product cuticle protein 7-like. Lineage: Eukaryota; Metazoa; Arthropoda; Insecta; Hemiptera; Phylloxeridae. Gene Ontology annotation, cellular component: extracellular matrix. The transcript has 2 exons. The record is from RefSeq and is a predicted model, not a curated record. Bases 158 to 595 code for a protein of 145 amino acids.
UUUUGUGCAGAUACCAAAACAUUUCGACUUGGGAGGGAUGAAAUAUUCGACAAACUUUUUAACUAUAAAUACUAUGUUGACGAUAUUCAAAACUAUCAGUGUGUUCUCGUUCAGUUUUUAAACACAUCGACAGUGUAAAACCAAAUCAUAAAACAAAAUGGCCGCCAAGAUGAUCGUAUUCGCCGCCUGUGUGGCUUCCGCUCUCUCACAAUACGCUGCUCCAGCCUACAAACCCUCAUACGCUGCUCCAGGUUACUAUUCGCCAAAGCCCUACGCUCCAGAACCCGCAUACCACCCAGCACCAUAUAACUUCGAGUACAGCGUCAACGACCAAUACACCUACGACAUCAAGAGCCAACAAGAAUACUCCGACGGAAACGGAUACGUCAAGGGAUCGUACAGUUUGGUCGAACCCGACGGUUCCACCCGCGUCGUCGAAUACACUGCCGACGACUACAACGGUUUCAACGCUGAAGUCAAGAAAAUCGGUGGAGGAUACAAGGCUCCAUACUCCGCUCCAGCAUACAAUCCAGCCCCAUACUCUGCUCCAGCAUACAAACACGCUUACCCAGCACCAGCUUACAAACCAUACUAAGCGAAGUCUCGAAUAGGCCUAAAAUAGUUAGUUAUUUAUAAAAUUCUAUGUUUAUAAUCUUUUUCUUCCUGUCACCUAUUGAUGACGUUUUGUUGUCUGGGACGUCGGAAUCAUAUGCGGUUGUACACUUGUUUCUGUUAUAGAUGUAAUAUCAAUGAUCUAAUUGUACUCUGUAAUAUAUUGUUUUGUAAAUAAAAGUCUCUUCAUAUA